This is a messenger RNA of Peromyscus californicus insignis, 933 nucleotides long. It is a transcript of the gene Zfp42, whose product is annotated as ZFP42 zinc finger protein. The transcript has a single exon. The coding region runs from base 1 to 933 and encodes 310 amino acids. The record is from RefSeq and is a predicted model, not a curated record. Gene Ontology annotation, molecular function: DNA-binding transcription factor activity, RNA polymerase II-specific; RNA polymerase II cis-regulatory region sequence-specific DNA binding. Gene Ontology annotation, biological process: regulation of transcription by RNA polymerase II. Gene Ontology annotation, cellular component: transcription regulator complex; PcG protein complex. Lineage: Eukaryota; Metazoa; Chordata; Mammalia; Rodentia; Cricetidae.
AUGAAAGAGCAAAUGAAGAAAAUGGCAAAGACAAGUGGCCAGAAAGGCCAGGGCGAAGGAGCCCUCAGUAGAGCGAACGCAGAACAAGAGGAGGCGAGGCAAGACCAGAAGACCAGAGGGGAACCUCUCCACGUAACAUACCCCAUCCACGAUGAAGAUGUGUACAGUGAGACAAGCCCCCAGACUGACGACGAAGACUUCCCCGACGGUUACAUAGAGUGCAUCAUUAGAGGUGAGUUUUCUGAACCUAUUUUGGAGGAGGAUUUACUUUUUAAAGCCUUCGAAAACCUAGAGGAAGCCGAACAAGACCUUUCUCGCCAUAUCCUCGAAGCGAGUUCCCUGCUUGAAAGUUCUUUGGAAUACGUGAAAAAACAGGAAGAAAGCGAGGCCAAGCAAGAGCAGCCUCAACAGACGGUUGGAGCCAACUCAGCACUCGGAUGUUCCACGUACACGACUAACCCGGAGCUUCCUGCUGAAAAAAUAUCGGAAGCGGAUUUAUCAGAUCAUAAGCAGCUUGCGGGGUUUCCUGGAGAGGAGCCGAAGGGUGGUGAACACUGUGGUCCCUUAUCGAUGCUGGAGUGCCCUCAGACUGGUUGCAAGAAAAAGCUGAAGGAUAAAACUGCCCUGAGGAAGCACCUGCUUAUUCACGGUCCCCGACAGCACGCGUGUGCCGAGUGCGGGAAAGCUUUUACGGAGGGCUCGAAACUGAAGCGACACCUUCUGGUGCAUAGUGGAGAGAAGCCGUUUCAGUGCCCCUUCCAAGGGUGUGGGAAGCGCUUCUCGCUGGACUUCAACUUGCGCACCCAUAUCCGCAUCCACACUGGUGAGAAGCCCUUUGUGUGCCCCUUCGACGGCUGCCAGAAGAGCUUUAUUCAGUCAAAUAACCUGAAACUUCACAUCCUCACCCAUGCAAAGGCAGGGAAGAAGUGCUGA